Messenger RNA from Beauveria bassiana ARSEF 2860, 336 nucleotides. RefSeq lists its product as uncharacterized. NCBI's taxonomy places the organism in Eukaryota, Fungi, Ascomycota, Sordariomycetes, Hypocreales, Cordycipitaceae. The record is from RefSeq and is a predicted model, not a curated record. The transcript is spliced from 2 exons. The coding region runs from base 1 to 336 and encodes 111 amino acids.
AUGCCUUCAUAUAGCCCCCUCAAAACAGAAGAAGCCAAUGCGGCGAGUUGGGAAUCAGCCAAAGGCGCCGGUAUAGGAGCAGCGAAAUGGGGCGCAGGCGCUGCUGUUCUGGCUGCUGUAGGCCAUUUCUGGUCGCCAAUCUACCGAGGCACCACGGUGCAGUUCAAAGUAUUCGUGCAAAUGUCUGCCAUGGUGCUCGGCGGCAUGAUUGAGGCCGAUCACCGUUUGCGCCUCUACGAGUACCAGAUGCGCAUGCAAAGGCGCGUUCAAAGGGAGCAGGCAAAGUGGGAGCGCUAUCAGGACGAGUUCAUCCAGGCAAAUAGCAGCAAAAAAUAA